CUUCCUCUGCUUCUCCUCCUCUGCUCCUCUGCUUCUCCUCCUCUGCUCCUCUUCCCCUCCUCCUCGAAUCCGCCUUCCCCGUGUCCUCCUCCCCCGCCGCCCACCGUGCCGCCCUGCCCAUGCUGUGUCUUUGCGCGGGCGCGGUUCGCAGGUCCAUUGGGCCACUGCUUGUGUUGAGGAUGACUUUAGGAACAGAAAUUACUAGCCAGCUUAAAGCUUCUUCGUACAUAGCAUCAGGCCGAAACCUUUUGAGAUGGGACCUGUCACCAGAGGAAAUUAGAACAAGAACAGAAGAACUUAUCAGGAAGACAAAGCAUGUCUAUGACAGAGUCGGGAUGCUUGAUAUUGAAGAAGUAACACAUGAAAAUACUGUACGAGCUUUGGCAGACAUAGAAGUGGAAUAUGCAGUGGAAAGAAGUAUGUUGGAUUUUCCCCAGCACAUUUCACCUGACAAAGAGGUACGCUUAGCAAGUACAGAAGCUGACAAAAAGCUUUCUAAUUUUGAUGUGGAGAUGAGCAUGAGAGAAGAUGUGUUUCAGAAGAUUGUUUAUUUACAGCAAAACUGCAAUCUUGAAAAUGUAAAGCCUGAAACAAAGCGAUAUCUAGAGAAAUCAGUCCAAGUGGGAAAAAGAAAUGGACUCCAUCUUCCUAAAGAAGUACUGAAUGAAAUAAAGACAAUGAAGAAAAAAAUGAAUGAGCUGUGUAUAGACUUUAACAAAAACCUGAAUGAGGAGAACACAUUUCUUGUAUUUCCUAGGGAAGAACUUGAUGGCCUUCCUGAUGACUUUAUUAAUAGUUUAGAGAAGACUGAGGAAGACAAAUAUAAAGUAACCUUGAAAUAUCCCCACUAUUUUCCUGUUAUGAAGAAGUGCUGCAUUUCAGAAACAAGGAGAAAAAUGGAAUCUGCCUUUAACUCGAGAUGCAAAGAGGAGAACACAAAAAUUCUUCAGCAAUUGCUUCCACUAAGGGCAAAAGUAGCAGAGCUUCUUGGUUAUAAUACACAUGCCAACUUUGUCCUGGAGGUAAACACUGCAAAGAGCACAGAUAAUGUAACAACCUUCUUAGAUGAUUUGAGUAAGAAGCUAAAGCCACUGGCUGAAGAAGAAAGAGAAUUCAUUCUAGAUUUGAAGAAAAAGGAGUGUAAAGAAAGAAACUUUGAUUAUGAUGGAAGAAUCAAUGCAUGGGAUCUUCAUUAUUAUAUGAACAAAACUGAAGAGCUGAAGUACUCUAUAGAUCAAGAAAAACUGAAGGAAUACUUCCCAAUUGAGGCUGUUACAGAAGGCUUACUGAAUAUUUACCAGGAGCUGCUGGGACUUGUAUUUGAGCAAGUAGAAAGUGCUCAUGUUUGGCAUGACAGUGUUACUCUUUAUGCAGUAAAGGAUAAAUCAACAGGAGAAAUGUUAGGGCAGUUCUAUUUGGAUCUUUACCCCAGAGAGGGAAAGUAUGGGCAUGCAGCAUGCUUUGGUCUACAGCCCGGCUGUCUCCUUUCUGAUGGCAGCAGAUUGAUGUCUGUUGCUGCUCUGGUAACCAACUUCACAAAACCAGCAUUGGAUCGUCCAUCAUUACUGCGACAUGAUGAAGUAAAGACUUACUUCCAUGAAUUUGGUCACGUAAUGCAUCAGAUAUGUGCACAGACUGAUUUUGCUAGGUUUAGUGGAACUAACGUGGAAACAGAUUUUGUAGAGGUACCUUCACAAAUGUUUGAAAACUGGGUGUGGCAGAAGGAGCCACUACAGCAAAUGUCAAGACAUUAUAAAGAUGAAACCCAUGUUGGAGACACUCUCCUUGAGAAACUUGCUGCCUCUAGACUGGCUAAUUCAGGCCUUUUAACCCUCCGUCAGAUUGUUUUGAGCAAAGUUGACCAGGCACUGCAUACAAAGCUAUCUGUUGACCCAGCGGAUGAAUAUGCUAAAUACUGUAUGGAGAUUCUAGGAAUUCCUGCCACUCCAGGAACAAACAUGCCAGCUACUUUUGGACAUCUGGCAGGUGGUUAUGAUGGUCAGUACUAUGGAUACCUGUGGAGUGAAGUGUUUUCCAUGGAUAUCUUUUAUAGCUGCUUUAAGCAAGAGGGAAUAAUGAAUCCAAAGGCUGGGAUGAAAUACAGAAACCUUAUUUUGAAACCUGGAGGAUCUUUGGAUGGAAUGGAUAUGCUGCAAAAUUUCUUGGGGCGUAAACCAAGCCAAAGAGCUUUCUUAUUGAGAACAGGGUCAUUCUCUUUCCUGUCAAGCAUGGUAAACCCUGCAUAAGGCCAGCCACAGGCCCCUCCACCAUUUCUACUGGAAGAUAGUGAGCAAGGGAGGGAUUGAACAAGCAUGAAUCUGCAAAAAGAUAUAAACCACAUCUGAAGAUCUUCCGAUUUACUGGCAAAUCAACUUCUUUUUUACUUCAUGUUGUUUUCUGUAUGCACUUUACACUGCUAGAGACUUUCAGCAGUCCCCCUUAACUUGAAGAAGUAACAUCUGGUCUGAAGAACUUAAGAACUUCUGGCUCUUAAGAAUUUAACUACAAUAAUCCAUGGUAAAAGUGUGGAUUAAGUCUAAGGUGGCUGGCCUUCCUCUCUUUCAUUCCCUAGGAAUGACAUUAGGUUUGGUUGACUUCUUAUGGAAAUUGCAUAAAUCACAAAUUGGUUUCAUUUUAGCCAUCAGCUAUCCAGUGCAGUAAGCUCUUAUUAGAGCUGUGCCUAGGAACCUCUCUGCCAUGAACACAAAAAGGGAAGAGGUCUUCCUAAAUGAUCUGUUCAGUCUGAAUAGAAAGAUAACAUGAUAAAUGAGUUGGAAUGCAGUGGAUCAGGUUUUUUAGGAGAACAUUUAUGGGGAGGGGUGUGAUAUUCUCACCUAGGUAAAACAUAAAUUUAGUAUACAAGGGUAAGCCUGGUGUGGUGAAGAAAUGACAUGUUAAAAAAGGGGAGUUUCUCCCAAAGAUGUGUGAAAAUAGAAUUCCCGACCCUUUAUGAGAGAUACAUUCUGUGAAGAAGAAAAAACAACAACCAAAACCCACCCUCAGAUGUUAGAGAAAACUAAUGGUGAACACUGAGAAAACACAGAGAAUUGCAAGACUUAUCUAGGAUCACGGGAAAAUGAGUCUGCAUUACAGGGAAAGAUUUAUCUGCACACCAGAGAAAAAUCCAGUCAGUUUAGUCAUAUAACUAUGUCUCAUAGACUAUAUCCUGGACAUAAGGAGAUAUACUACAAAGCCAUUCAUAGGUUUCAUGGCAAAAAAGUCAGCCUCAAGUGGAAAGUCCUACCUGGGUUCUUCAAAAGCAUGUCUAAAGCCUGGGCAUUGUAAAUUCUUAAAUUACAAUAAUUACCCAGGCUGGAAUGGAAAGAGUUAUGUUGGCAAAUCACAUAUUAUCUUCUUCAAGGCAAAUACCCAUUGUGAACUACAAGUGCAUUCUCAGGGUGUGCAUAGAUCUGGUUCAAAAAGCAGAAGCUCAGCCUUAAUUGAAGUUGGCCAGAGAUGUCACAAACCACAAGCAAGGGUUUUUCAGGUACAUAAACAACAAGCAGAAACAGAAGGAAAAUAUUGGCCUGCUAUUGAGCAGGAGAGAUGAAUCAGUCACCAACAGUGCUGAAAAGGCAGAGGUUCUCAACACUUUUUUCACCUCUGUCUUCACCAGCACUGGUAUUAGGAACAAAAAUCCAGGCUGAUGCAAACAGCUGCUGUCAGUGAAGGUAGAGCUGUUAGGAUCUUGUAGGAGCUUGACCCUACAGUUUGAUGAGCCCUGACAAUAUCCCCCCAAGGGUUUCAAGAGAGCUGGCUGAUGUCAUUGUGAGGCCAGUCUCCAUAAUCUUUUAGAAGCUGAGGAGAUAAGAGGAUGUUCCAGAAGGCUGGAAGAAAGCUAUUGUCACCCCUAUCUACAAGAAGGACUUAAAGGAGGGUCCAGGAAAAUAUGGAUCCAUUGGUCUUCCUGCUGUCCCUGGGAAAGUUACAGAACUAAUCCUCCUGGAGGCUAUCAAAUGUCAGAUGAAGCGCAUGACUGGGAAAAGGCAGCAUGGUUUCACCAAGGGCAAAUUGUGCUUGACAAACCUGGUCACCUUCUACAACACAGCAACCUGCACAAUUGAUGUGGGGUAAGCAGUGGACAUUGUUCACCUGGAUUUUUCCAAGGCUUUCAAUAGCGCUCUUGGUACUGCUUUCCACAGCCUCCUCUGGAGAAACUGUUGCAUUACAGUCUAGACAAGUGGUCUGUCGGGUGAGUGGGGACCUGGCUGACCUAAGGCACCCAAAGUGGUGUGGGAAAUCACUCCUGUUCAAACCAGCAACAAGUGAGGUCCUCCAGGGAUUGAUACUGGGCUCAGCACAAUUUAAUACCUUCAUAAAUGGUCUGGAAGAUGGGAUUAAGUGUACCCUGAUGAAGUUUUCCAAUAAUAACAAACUGCACGAGGAAGUGGAUGCUUGGGAAGGGAAUACUACCCUGCAGGAACAGCUGGAUAAGAUGGAAGAGUGGGCUAAUGAGAACAGUGUGAAGUUCAACAAAGACAAGUGUAAGGUCUUGCAUCCAGGAAGGCAUAAUCCAGAAGUGCAGCACAGGCUGGGAUCUACCCGGCUUGGGAGCAGCUCUGUGGGAAGGGAGUGUGGGAUCCUGGUGGAUAGGCAGCUCAGUCUGAGUGGCCAGUGUGCUCCUGCAGCAAAGAAAGGCAACUGGAUGGGUGGCUUCAACAAGGGCUUCACCAGCAGAGGUGAAGAGUUAUCCCACUUUGCCCAGUGCUUGUCAGAAAUCAUUAUUCCACCCUACUUGCUGGUUGUCAGGCCUCAGCUGGAACACUGUUCAGUUUUGGUCCCUGGUGUACAAAACAGAUGUUCACAGGCUGGAGAGGGUCCAGAGAAGGCCCACAAAGACAAUCAAAGGCCUGGGAAGCCUGGCAUGUGAAGAAAGGCUGAGGGAACUGGGGUUGUUUGGCCUUGAGGAGCUUGAAGGCACAAGGGAGACCUUAUCCCUCUGUUCCGGUAUUUAAAGGGUGGCUACAAAAAAGAUGGAGAUUCUCUUUUUAGGAGGAACCACAUGGAGAAGAGGAGGGGUAAUGGGUACAAGUUAUUGCUGGGGAGAUUACAUCUGGAUGCAAGAGGAAAAAUUUUAACAGAACAAUAGGCCAUUGGAAUAUCUCCCCAGGGAAGUGAUGGAUUCUGCAAUUUUGGACACUAUUAAGAUCCACCUGGAGAGGGUGCUGGGCCAUCUUGUGUAGACCAUGCUUUUGCAUGGACCAGAUAAUAUUUGAUGUCCUCUUACAGCCUGGUAUUCUGUGAUUCUUAAGGGUCUUGAAAUUAGAAGAUAACUGACAAGGACCCAAGAUACAGACUGUUUCUGCAGCAGAAGCGUGCCAUGUCUUCUGGGUGUCCAAAGGUGAUGGAGUCCCCUGGUUUUGAAAAGGUGACAGAGUGAGUAGCUUUGUGUUUUCAAUUCUUUUAGCUCUGGACAUUCCACACUCAAAGCAGAGACUGCAAAUGAGUAUCUCAAAACAAAAAGAGGAAAAGAGAAAAUCAAGCCCCUUUAAGCGUGCUCUGUGCUAGAUAAACCUCAGAGACUAGAAAUUCUACUUGCCUGAUACGCGUAUUUGAUUAAUUUGGGCUCAGUUCUCUAACUCAGCACACUGUUUGGGAAGCUGCAGAGGUGUGAUUUCUUAGGCCACUGUAGUAUAAUUUGCUAAAUAAAUCCCCAAUGUGUCUAUUAAAGUAGCAUUUGUUUAGUUAUCAACAAAGUUCCUAAAAUAUUAAAAAUUAUUAUUGAAACAUUUUUUUUUAUUGUUGCUGGCCCACAUCUGUAACAAAAAUGAUGCUUCUCUGGAUUACUUUCCCAUGAUAACAAAGAUGUUUCAGUUGCUGAUAUAAUUUUUCUUUAUUUAAUUUUGUACAACAUUAAUUAAAAUGGAAAGUUUCAUCAAAGGUCACUGCUGACUUCAUUAAUAAGAAGUCAGUUUUGGUUUGUGCAGAAGCACUAUGAUAAGAUAGAAUUUAACAUAGAAGACAAAUUUAGGCAGCAGCAGAAUUGGAAAUUUCAGAAAUAAAAUUUUAGAUGUAAAACAAUAAAUGAAUCAUUUCUAGUGCUGAGUGUCUCACUAAGGAUUUUAUUGCAGAGCUUAGCAUCUAACUGAUAUGAUAUUUCCUAAUUUUGAGGCAUUUCAUAUUUUAUAUUGCCUUUUUGUCUUCUGCUAUGUGCUAAGUAUCCUCAGAGGAUAAAUUUUGUCUAAGGAAGGUUGUUCAGUUUGUUUAAUAAAACACGUAAGUACUUUAUUUGUGAAAUAUUGCUGUAUGUCAUAAAAACCAGCAAGAUGUCUUAGAAAACAAGAGACUUAAUUUUCUCUUAAAGACUUAAUGAAAAAGAAUUUCCUUAGUUUAAAAGGAAGGACAACAGAAUAUAAUUUUCUUCUUGAUAUUUAAUUAGAUUUGGCUGUUGCAAAAAUUUAUUAAUAAUUGGAUAAUAUUGUGAGUUCAGGCUAGUGAAUUCUGAAAUGGUUCUGAGAGUGUUUGAAAACUUUUUGUAUGUGACUUGCAAAUUGAUACCUCAAUGUAAGCAACAGCGCACCUUGGCAUAAUAUAUGAUUCUUUUGAUAUGUCUUUACUAGGUAAUAACAUUUCUGUGCUCACUUUUAAUCAGAUUGUCAUUAGAGAACCUGAACCAUCUUACAUUGCAAAUACAGGUUGAGCAUGAAGGUUACAAGUUCCCUUCAUGUCUUUUCAUAAAUCCUGGCUAUGUCUUGUGCUCUGGUAGCAGUUUUGCCUCUGUGAACCCUCUUUAUCUGUGUUGUGGCUACUUCCACCUUGAAAUGUUUUAUGUUUGUGAGUACAUUUUUUUUUAUUCUGCUGACAGUAAAGGAAGGAAUGAAUAUAAAUAACCACUUGAUUUUUCCCCAAGGACAAAGUGUAACUCCUCUAUGUGUAACCUGUAUUAACAGUAUUUCAUAGCUGCAAUUUUACAUGUUAAAAUACAGAGUCCAAAGCUAGUUAUUUAAGUGAUGUAUUACGUUAUUUAGUUAUUUAAGUUGAUUUUCAGAGAAUGAGGAUCUAGUGAGCUCAGU
Molecule: messenger RNA, 7013 nt
Organism: Corapipo altera (White-ruffed manakin)
Lineage: Eukaryota; Metazoa; Chordata; Aves; Passeriformes; Pipridae
Gene: NLN
Product: neurolysin
Exons: 14
Coding region: 120-2246 (708 amino acids)
Biological process (GO): proteolysis; peptide metabolic process
Cellular component (GO): mitochondrial intermembrane space
Molecular function (GO): metalloendopeptidase activity
Source: RefSeq, a predicted model, not a curated record